Priapulus caudatus is the source of this 2391-nucleotide messenger RNA. Its product is annotated as zinc finger protein 35-like. Gene Ontology annotation, biological process: regulation of transcription by RNA polymerase II. The coding region runs from base 148 to 2391 and encodes 747 amino acids. The transcript has 11 exons. The record is from RefSeq and is a predicted model, not a curated record. Gene Ontology annotation, molecular function: DNA-binding transcription factor activity, RNA polymerase II-specific; RNA polymerase II cis-regulatory region sequence-specific DNA binding. Gene Ontology annotation, cellular component: PcG protein complex; transcription regulator complex. Lineage: Eukaryota; Metazoa; Priapulida; Priapulimorpha; Priapulimorphida; Priapulidae.
CCGGGCGUCGCCCAUCGAUCUCACGCCAUUUUGCGGCAAGCUACUCACUAAAUUCAGUUUGACGUUAAAUUCUCAUUUUUCUGAAUAUUUGCGUUUCGGCUGGUCACACCCCACUUACGAGUCAAGCGUGCUUGAGCUGAAUACAACAUGUCACAAGAGGAGAAUGUCGGGCUCAUGCAGGCAUUUAAAGAAAAGGUACAGGAGGCCGUUGGCUUGAUGUCGAAGUUUGGCACUGGUGAAGACAAGGAUCAUGCAGUGCAACUGAUGAAAAGUGUACUUCUACACCAGCUGCAAACAAGUGAAGGAAAGGCACCAGCUGAUGCCUCAUCUGAAGAAAUGCCUUCCUCCUCAGCUGAAGUGAUGGAAGCCCUUGAUUCUUCUGCUGCUGCUGCCUCUCUGUUGCUCUCAGUUGCCAAAGAGAGCAAGGAGAAGGGCGAGUCCGUAAAGGUCGAAGUGCUUGACACGCCACCUAGUGGCAGGCAGCUGCGAACAUACACGCGCAAGAAGCUUGCAGUGAAGCAGACUGGCAAGAAUGCUCCGCUGAGCUGUGGGGAGUUUGACGACAAACAUCAACUGAAAGACUUUAAAGCUGCUGCUCCUGCCACUAAAGAUGGCAGUGGUGAUGCAUCUUUGUACAUAGAGGUGACAGUCUGUGAUCCAGCAGAGGAUAAAAGCUGUGGAGGAGUUGUGACACGAAAACGGAAGAAGGAGUUGCAAGAGGAGGCGGUGAGCACACGAAGGAAAAAACUUAAAAACAAGAUGGACGAUGCAGAAAAUAUAAAGCAUGAAGUGCAACAGAGCUCAGUUGAUGAAUGUAUUAUAGUUUUAGAGGAUCCAUGUAACAUGGAUAAUUCAGUGUCAAAGAAGACUUCCAGAAAUGGUAACAUCAAAAAAGCAAAGAAUGACAAUGUAGAAGCAACAGUAACAGCUAGUGUUUGUCAAGUCUGUGCCAAAAAGUUAUCCAGCAUAGCUUCACUAGAAGCGCACAUGAGAAUUCACACUGGCGAAAAGCCAUUUGCGUGCAACCUAUGCAAUGCCUCUUUCUCAACUAAAGGCAACAAGGCGAGGCAUGAGCGAACACACACAGGUGACAAACCAUAUGAGUGCAACGUCUGCAAGAAGCGAUUCACAGAGAAGAAGAGCGUAGACAUUCACAUGCGCAUCCACACCGGCGAAAAACCAUACCAGUGCCAGAUAUGCGAUCGACGCUUUAGCCAGAUCGGAAUUCUGCAGGGUCACAUGCUGCUGCACGUCGGCCGUCGUAACUUCGUCUGCGAGCUCUGCGGGAAGGGCUUCCCACAGAAGAGUCAGCUGCGCUGCCACCUAGUGAGACACAGCGGCAUCAGGCCGCACCAGUGUUUGACGUGCACGGCGACUUUUGUCACGCGAAGUGACCUUGAGCGGCACCGGCGCACGCACACGGGCGAGCGUCCCUACGUCUGCGAGCAGUGCGGCAAGAGCUUCACGCGCCAGCAGAACCUGCGCGAGCACAUGAACCGGCACAACAACGUGCUGCCGUACAAGUGCACGCGCUGCGAGCGCGCCUUCCCGGAGAUGUCUGCCUGCUACAAGCACAUCAAGAUGCAUCUGAAGCUGGACCAGGAGGCAAGCAAGGCAGCCGGCGGCGGCGGCGGCGGUGGUGGCGGUCUGCUAGAGGGCACUCAGGUGCAGUUGCAGGCAAACGCAAUUCCGACAGUCGUAUCGAAAUACGAGGAGCAGGAUGACACUACCAGGGUGCGCUACGAUCACGACGGCACCAGCAGGGUGCGCUAUGAGCAUGACAAUGUCACCACGGGGCACUACGAACAAGACACCGUCACCGAGGGGAGCUACGAGCACAACGAUGCCACUGGGGGGCGCUACGAGCAUGACGAUGCCACUGGGGGGCGCUACGAGCAUGACGAUGCCACUGGGGGGCGCUACGAGCAUGACGAUGCCACUGGGGGGCGCUACGAGCAUGUCGCACUGCAGAACGCUCAGCCGAUCAUCGGCGGCGACGGCGACGAGCAUCACAUCGUCAUAGCGACGGCCGGUGACGGCGUGGACGUGACCGGGGACGACAUCGUCCACCUGAUGCCGAUGACCGGGGGCCAGCCGACGGUCAUCAUGGUGUCCGCCGAGCACGAUCCGCCGCACAUCAUCAACCUCGUCGCGGCCGCCGACGGCGACGUGCUGGUGGCGCCCCCUCACGACGCGGUGUCUGUCGUGCAGGCGCUCGCGGGGGAGCACGAGGUGGUGGGGGCGGAGGCGGCGGCGCAGGGGGAGGAGCACGGGGAUUACGCGGCCAUCAACAUGCUGGUCAACGCGGCGUCGCUGACCGCUGCCUACCAGGACCUCGGGGAGGUUGCCGGGCAGACGUACGCGGCGCAUCACGACGGUCCGGCCAGCUAG